AUGGAGAACAAAAUGAAGAAGCUGGUUCGCCAGCUGUCGACUCGCACAAGAACACGUCCUGCCGUCGCAACCAGUCCCAAUACUGGUAUGAGCAAAGCGGCUGCGGAUCCUGCGCAAAAGAACCCGCUCACGAGCCCCAUCCCGCCCAACACAGUGAUUCACUUUCCGAAAUGUCCUCAUAGCACGCCCCCGACGCCUCGACCGGCGUAUAUACCCCCCGUGCUGAGGACCGAGAUCACCGAGAGGUCUUCUCUAGCGGCAGCACCAGUAGCGCCAGUAGCAACGGAGUCGGCGACGAAUAUGCAAGACCCGGAGAUCAAGGGCGUCAACUCGAGUUCGUGUCCGCCAUCAACAUCCGCACCAGAGUCCAAUGAAGCCAUCGUACCAGCUGGGAUGUCUGGUCCAGAUCCAGAGCAGCACGACCUUGAGCACGACCACGGACGUGAGCGUGAUUACAGACUCACGUCACCUACCAACGCCCCAGGGCCAGCCACAGACACAGAAGAGAAAGAUACGACCGUGCACAUCAAGCAGUACUUCUCCCACCCCUCGCGCUGUCUCGACUGUUCGCUCUCGCUAGCGCGCCAACGCGAAGCCAGCUCCCGAGACCUCAGCGCCGGGAUACUGCGCGAAUGGCAACUGCGGCUCGUGGAGCUGACCUCGGCAGCCAAAGCGGUGUGCCAGGUCGCACGGAUCAAGAACGCCGAGCCGGGCCGAUCGGACGGGCAUCUCUUAAGGGAGGACGUUGUCGUGUUGGAGAAGAUCGAGGCCGAGGAGGCGGUGUUGGUGGUGAAAAUGGCCGAAGAGAAAGAGAGGGUCGAAAGGGAGGUGCGUGACAUUUGGGCGGACGUGGCAAGGGAGUGGGAGGGCGGGAUCCGCGAGGUGGUCAGAGGGGAUGGCACCGGCGAGGCGGAGGAGAGAUGUGUUUUUGUGGUGUCUUCUCCUGCUACAGGUUGUGAUGGGGAUGGAGAUGACCAAGGGGAGGGAGAGGGUGGUGGUGGUGAUGGUCUUGGGGACGGGGACGGACAAGGAGAAUCAGCUCCUGCGGAAGGGCAAGAUGGAGUCCAAGUCCCGUGGGUUCCGGUCGAGGGCUGA
Messenger RNA from Cladophialophora yegresii CBS 114405, 1095 nucleotides. RefSeq lists its product as uncharacterized. The record is from RefSeq and is a predicted model, not a curated record. The transcript has a single exon. The coding region runs from base 1 to 1095 and encodes 364 amino acids. Lineage: Eukaryota; Fungi; Ascomycota; Eurotiomycetes; Chaetothyriales; Herpotrichiellaceae.